AUGUCAAUUGAUGAAAUGAAAAAUCGACCGGAAUCGGAUAAUCGAGCCAUACAUGAGUCAAGCUGCACAAUUUACGUUGGACGUGUACGAGUCAUCAUCGAUCCGCACUUCAACGCUGAUGUCUCUGGUAUUGCUGAGAAACAUGCAACUGAAAACUAUCAUGAAGGCCCUGCCACGAAUACGCCUCCAAUACUGACAGAUUUCGUUGAUGUUUGCAAUACAAAGCCUUGCAGCCAGCAUCAACCAAACACAACGCCGUACUCGGCUCAACCAAAAAUAAGUAAGACAAAACUGACAAGUCAGCAGUCAGCCUGUCUACGACCGACCACAUCGCAACUGUCGUGUUGUCUGCACGGCAGUGGUCGGUGUAAUUAUGAGGCGCGUUUUGGCACUGGAAACGAUAACUGCAUCGUCGGAACUGACAACUGUAACACCGCCGCCCUGAACAACUAUCAGUCGUGCCGGAACAGCAGCGGACGUUCACCGAUUUCGGAGGCUCAGAAUGACGGCCGAUUGUCAUCACGGAGUUUGGUGUUCCGAAAUUUGGGUGUUAUGAAGUCUGACUGGWCGACGCCAUCAAGAAAAUCUGCGGUUCCCAGUUCGAGCCGGCCCAAACCACUCGCAAGACAGGACAGGCCGGUGGAUCUGUACGUCGGUUCCCGGCUGCCCGUGCCCGUUCGUCCAGGACCGGUGACGGCUCGGAUUCCUCGGAUCGGUCGGGCUGGUGACGUGCGGCUACCGUCACGAGGUAAUAAUCAAAAUGGCAGUAGGUGCACUUCUGCUGACAGGCCACACCACACUGACGAUGGUCUAAACAAUGGCCAUCGGUGCAGCACUGCUGAUAUGAUGAACUAUACCGACGAUGAUCUUAAUGGUCAAUGUUGUGCCAUUUCCGACAAGCCACAUGACCACGAUGACAUGCAGCAUGGCACUGCCAACGGGCCACACGAUACCGAUGACAGACUGAACGACAUGURCAACGUAGUUGGCUCACUUGAUUAUAAUGAUAUGRCAGUCGUGCCUGGACAGUCAAGCAUGUGCAUCGACAAGUCGGGCGUGAGGACAUCCACAACUCGACAGGUUCUUAACCAGUGGCCAUUGACGAGCGAUAGCCUGUCCGACACGUCCAACCACCCGUCCCUGCAACAAGUCAGGYGAAAUGGGCCUGGUAACCAGUGCGUUUCACUGUUCACCGAUGAUAUACUGACAUGA
Molecule: messenger RNA, 1212 nt
Organism: Diuraphis noxia (Russian wheat aphid)
Lineage: Eukaryota; Metazoa; Arthropoda; Insecta; Hemiptera; Aphididae
Source: RefSeq, a predicted model, not a curated record